Molecule: messenger RNA, 3466 nt
Organism: Laetiporus sulphureus 93-53
Lineage: Eukaryota; Fungi; Basidiomycota; Agaricomycetes; Polyporales; Laetiporaceae
Product: copper transporting p-type ATPase-like protein
Exons: 4
Coding region: 206-3172 (988 amino acids)
Biological process (GO): copper ion homeostasis; monoatomic cation transport
Cellular component (GO): membrane
Molecular function (GO): copper ion binding; ATP binding; ATP hydrolysis activity
Source: RefSeq, a predicted model, not a curated record
CCGCCGCCAAAUCGCGCUCCCGGCUCUUUCAUCAUAUGCAUGUUCGGCCGGUCUGCGGUCUACGCACAGCCUUUGUCCGUCCAGGAGUACUCUGCAACGUGUUUCGUAGGUCAGUGCGCGCUGGAUAGCGCUUGAUUUGUCACCGUAUUCAUAGCCCCCGACCCUUCAUUCUCCCAUCUCUAAUCUAAUCCCCCCAUCUCUCACCAUGUCGGGCUCGGGGCUCUCGAAUGUCAUCACCACUUUGCUUGCAAACAAUAAUCCUGCGCCUGCUGGAAAGGUCGAGUUGCCAAUGUCCGAGGAUGAGCCCUUAACCGGCAAAGGGUUGGUUUCGGAGAAAUGCGAGCUAAGGAUAGAAGGCAUGACGUGCGGCUCGUGUGUUGAGUCGAUAGAAAGCGUACUCAGGACACAACCAGGAAUAUACUCCGUCAAGGUCGCGUUACUUGCGGAACGUGGCGUGGUGGAAUAUGAUCCCGCUGUGUGGGAUUCGGACAAGCUCAUCGAUGAAAUAUCUGACAUGGGGUUCGAUGCAACACUCAUACCACCGGCGCGCGCAGAUGUCGUCACCCUCCGAGUCUACGGAAUGACAUGCUCUUCCUGCACUUCCACUGUUGAAACAGAAUUGAGUACGCUACCCGGAAUCAGUAGCGUCGCUGUUUCACUCGCCACCGAGACAUGUCGAGUUGAGUUCGAUCGUUCCGCAAUUGGCCCGAGGGAGAUGGUCGAGCGAAUCGAGGAGAUGGGCUUCGACGCGAUGCUCUCAGAUCAGGAGGACGUGACGCAGCUGCGCUCGCUCACGCGCACGAAGGAGAUUCAAGAAUGGCGCCGACGGUUCCAGUGGAGUCUCGCCUUUGCUAUUCCCGUGUUUUUCAUCAGCAUGGUCGUACCGCAUAUCCCACGUGUGUGCAUGCUGUUCAAGAUGCCAUUGAUGCCCGGUCUGUACCUCGGAGACUUGCUCGCAUUGCUUUUGACGACGCCUGCACAAUUUUGGAUCGGCCUGAAGUUCUACAGGAAUGCUUACAAGGCGCUCAAGCACGGCGGCGCAACGAUGGACGUGCUGGUCAUGCUAGGCACGUCGGCCGCCUAUUUUUACUCUCUCGGGGCGAUGAUAUACGCUAUCUACCUGGCGGACCGCAACUACCAUCCAUUCACCUUCUUUGAUACCAGCACCAUGCUCAUUAUGUUCGUCUCGCUCGGCCGAUACCUUGAGAACAAGGCCAAGGGCCGCACCAGCGCCGCGCUCACGGAUCUUAUGGCGUUGGCUCCAUCUAUGGCCACGAUCUAUACGGACGCGCCAGCGUGCACGCAGGAAAAGAGGAUACCCACUGAACUCGUGCAAGUCGGAGACAUUGCCAAGCUCGUCCCGGGUGACAAGGUGCCUGCAGACGGUACCGUCGUCAAGGGCUCCUCCGCCGUCGACGAGAGCGCCGUGACGGGCGAACCUGUGCCAGUACACAAGCAAGUAGGUGACCAUGUCAUCGGCGGCACCGUCAACGGGCUCGGCACGUUUGACAUGCUCGUGACACGCGCAGGCAAGGACACGGCGCUUGCGCAGAUCGUGAAACUCGUCGAAGACGCGCAGACGAGCAAGGCGCCUAUCCAAGCUUUUGCGGACAAGGUCGCGGGAUACUUUGUGCCGACCGUAAUCACGCUCGCGGUCAUCACGUUCUCCGCAUGGAUGAUCAUCUCGCACAUCGUGAGCGACAGCGCGCUGCCGGAAAUGUUCCACAAGCGGGGCGCGAGCAAGGUCGCGGUGUGUAUUCAGCUAUGCAUAUCGGUCGUGGUCGUCGCUUGCCCGUGUGCGCUCGGCUUGAGCACGCCCACGGCCAUCAUGGUCGGCACAGGUAUGGGUGCGAAGAAUGGCAUUCUGAUCAAGGGCGGGCGGGCGUUGGAGGCGAGCAGGUCGAUCAGGCGCAUUAUUUUAGACAAGACCGGUACCGUCACCGAGGGCAAGCUCACCGUUGUCAGUGCAGUUUGGGUGCCAUCUGCAGACCACGAUGAGCUUCACGCUCAUGCCAAUGGAGCUAUUGGGACCCUUGGGGAGGCAUCGCUCACUGCAAAAUGUGCCGAGGGACUAUCGCGUGCGGAGGUCAUCGCUAUGGUCGCGGCAACAGAAGCGCGGUCCGAACAUCCCUUAGCUAAGGCCGUCGCUACAUAUGGCAAGAAUUUGCUAGCACAGUCUAUCUCCGCUUCGCCACUGGCCACUAUCGACUCUUUCGAGGGCGUGCCUGGUGCCGGAGUGAAAGCUAGCGUCACCUUGUCGGGGUCGAAGGGACGGUACACUGUCUACGUCGGACAUCCACGGUUCGUGUUGCAGUCGGAUGAUGCCCAACUGCCGUCGUCGCUCUCCAUCUUCAAAACGCAGGAAGAGUCACAGGGCUUGACCACCAUCUUCGUAUCCGUAUCUGUCAAUUCAUCACGUCCCACGCCUGUUCUCUCCAUUGCUCUCUCAGACGUUCCCCGAGCGUCGUCCGUGCAUGCUAUCAAGGCGUUGCAAGCAAUGGGCAUUGAGGUCAACAUGAUGACAGGUGAUGGCCGAGGGACUGCACUCGCCGUCGCCAAGCAGGUUGGCAUCAAACCUGAAGGGGUUUGGGCAAAUAUGAGUCCAAAAGGAAAAGCUACUGUCGUUACGGAGCUCAUAGAGAAGCACGGCGCUGGAGUCGCAAUGGUCGGCGAUGGCAUAAACGACUCUCCCUCCUUGGUGGCAGCCUCAAUCGGUAUUGCUCUGUCCUCAGGCACCUCGGUUGCUAUCGAGGCAGCGGAUAUCGUCCUCAUGCGCUCAGAUUUACUCGACGUUGUCGCCGCUCUCCAUCUCUCGCACGCCAUCUUCGCUACCAUCCGACGCAACCUAGUGUGGGCGUGCAUCUACAACCUGCUGGGCAUACCGCUUGCAAUGGGGUUCUUCCUGCCGCUCGGCGUGCGCCUGCACCCCAUGAUGGCAGGUGCGGCCAUGGCGUUCUCUUCCGUCAGUGUGGUGACAAGUUCAUUGAUGCUGAGGUGGUGGACAAGACCGCCAUCAAGCGUCAUGCCUGGAGAGGUUGUGCCCCGGAAUUCGAUGUGGGAUGGCCUACAGGCUAUCGUUUCUGACUUCUGGGGCGGCAUCAAGAGCCUCUUCCGGGGAAGCAGAUCGGCGGGUUACACUCCACUCCCUGUCGAGAUGAUUGAGACGGUUUAGCAUCUUCAGGACGUGAUGUUUCUGUCGUAGAUUUUAUCUCUUAUUUCCCUCACAACGCAACAACAGUCCUUCUCCCCGGUUGUACUAAUAUUUUCCAGUUGAGCAGUCAACGGUCGUAAUUAUCUCGAGAUGGCCUAUGCUGUCCCACCGGAACAAUAGACAAGAGCGUAUUGUCACACUUCCUCUAAUCCCGCGGACGGAUGGGGCGUGUUAUCAAUGCAGAUGGGUGGCUUCGAUAUAUGUAUUUUGAUAUGGUGAAUCCGGAACUUGGAGUCAGUUUCUAAUGGAGAAAUC